AUGACUAUCAAGGGCUUUUACCUCGUUGGGCAGGACAAGAAUGUCUUUCGUCAGGAUAUUCACAUUGAUCAGUAUCAUGACUUUGAGGCGCUGCAGGUUGCUGUAGCGGAGCAGUACAAUAUUAUUCAAUCGACUGGUAUCGGGCUGCAAGAUGCCAAGGGACAGGACCUCCACGAUUUGGACGAUGUAUUGGAUUGCGACGAAGAUAUAGGCAUUACGGUCGACGGACAGGCCAUUCGCGACCCUUCAGGCCCAGAGGGCCUUCCUUUCGUGGGCAGCUACUACGAGGUCUUUCCCGAUCAUCUCGGAAAUCAUGCGCGUCUUUUCCAGAAGUACGGAUCUUUGAUCAAGUACGAGACGAUGGGCAAGCAGAAUUACUUGACCAAUGACCCUGCUAUUGCGACCGUGGCUUUCCAGGAGUCGGCGUUCUUCAGCAAACACAUCACUCCCGAGCAUCCUUUGGCGGGUAUCAAGGACAACAGGGCGUUGUUCAUUUGCGAUACCGACACCGAUGCGUGGAGGCAAGCGCAUAAGUUCAUCCCGCCUUCCAUGGCACCCAAGGCUAUCAGACACUACACACCUCUGAUGGAAGCUUCGGUGAAGGACUCGUUCAAAGUCUUUGACCAGCUCGAUGAGCAGGGCGAAGCCUGGAACGUUUACCAGUACAUGCUGAAGCUCGCAUCUCAGACCGUCUUCAAGUUUGCGCUCGGAUACGACGCCCACCACUUCGACAACCCAGAUGCGCCUCUGAGCGAGCUAGUCAUCUUGAUCGCCCAAUCACUCUCCCUGAACAAAAAGGUCGCGUCAAGAGGUGCCUGGUACGCAAAGCUCAGCGCCAUCCCCUUCACAGCAGCCUACGACCUGGACAAGAUCCGCUACAGACUCUGGACCAUCCUCAACCAAGCAAUCGACCAAGCACCAAAGGGAAGCAACGAAGACGACCUACCCCUGCAAUCCGCAGCCCUAGGAGCAAGCUGCGUAGUCGACUACCUCAAGCGCGCCACCGACGACAACGGCAACAAACUCCCCCGCGAACUCGUCAUCCCAAACAUGCUCCCCAUCUCCGGCGCGGGCUUCACAACCACCUCCUCCCUCCUCUCCUGGCUCCUCUACUCCCUCUGCGUCUACGAAGGCAACCAAGAGCGGCUCCUCCAGGAACUCGUCGACGCCGGCGUAAACGAGAACACAAAGUGGACACCUGAACUCUCCGACGGCCUCACUUUCCUCGACAAGUUCGUCAAGGAGACUCAGCGCUUGCAUAACCCUUCUUUCCAACCCGGUCGCACCGCUAAGGUCGAUUGUAUCGUACCAGGUGGCUACAAACUGCCCGCCGGCUCCGUCGUCAUCUGCGCCCUGCACGCCAUCCACAACAACCCGUCCAUCUGGUCUAACCCCGAUCGUUUCGACCCCGACCGCUGGGGCACCGAGGAGGUUUCCAACCGCCCUAAGAACUCGUACAUGCCUUUUGCAACUGGCCCGCGUAGUUGUAUUGGCUUCAACUUUGCGCUUGGGGAGGUUAAAGUGUUGCUUCCGGAGUUGGUCUACAGGUAUGAGUUUAGUAAGGAGGGAGAGGAGGCGGUGACGUAUGACCCUGAGUUUCAGCUUAUUCGGCCCAUGAACUUUUAUGUUAGGGCGAGGAGGAGGACGAGUUGGCCCGAGCCGACGAAGGGGGCGAAGAAGAUUGCUGUGGAGUAUCAGGAGGGGGAGGAGAAGCCGCCGAUUUAG
This is a messenger RNA of Alternaria arbusti, 1725 nucleotides long. RefSeq lists its product as uncharacterized. NCBI's taxonomy places the organism in Eukaryota, Fungi, Ascomycota, Dothideomycetes, Pleosporales, Pleosporaceae. Bases 1 to 1725 code for a protein of 574 amino acids. The record is from RefSeq and is a predicted model, not a curated record. Gene Ontology annotation, molecular function: iron ion binding; monooxygenase activity; heme binding. The transcript has 3 exons.